Molecule: messenger RNA, 1121 nt
Organism: Perca flavescens (yellow perch)
Lineage: Eukaryota; Metazoa; Chordata; Actinopteri; Perciformes; Percidae
Gene: sfrp2
Product: secreted frizzled-related protein 2
Exons: 3
Coding region: 103-990 (295 amino acids)
Biological process (GO): canonical Wnt signaling pathway; non-canonical Wnt signaling pathway
Molecular function (GO): Wnt-protein binding
Source: RefSeq, a predicted model, not a curated record
GAGCUGGCCACUGACACAGACUCCAUCCGCGCUGACUGAUGCUCAACGACCCCUGAAUGCGCAUUUAUAUCUUGCAGGUAUUUUGUUUUACGCGCAUGCAAAAUGAAGGCUUUUAUUUCCACAGUGACAGUGUUGUGGCUGAUAACAAUACCCUGCAUGGAAGCUAUCCACGGAUUGUACAAUUUCGGCCAGCAUGAAUUAUUCUACAAAAAGAACAACUGCAAGCCGAUUCCUGCAAACCUCCUCCUGUGCCACGACAUAGAGUACACAGAGAUGCGCCUCCCGAACCUGCUCGGACACGAAACCAUGAAUGAAGUUCUGCAGCAAGCCUCGUCUUGGAUCCCGCUGGUUCAGAAGCAAUGUCACCCCGACACAAGAAAGUUCCUGUGCUCCCUUUUCGCUCCCGUCUGUCUGGACGAUUUGGACGAGCCCAUACAGCCGUGCAGGUCUCUGUGCGAGAACGUCAGGAACGGCUGCGCGCCCGUGAUGUCCGCGUUUGGCUUCCCUUGGCCAAAGAUGUUGGACUGCGACCGUUUCCCACUCGACAACGACCUGUGCAUACCGCCUGCAGCCAUGGACAGCUUCGUGCCAGUCACCAAAGAAGUGCCCAGAGUGUGCGAUGCUUGCAGGGAAACGGAUGAAAAUGACAACGAAAUAGUUGACAACCUGUGUAAGAAUGACUUUGCUCUGAAGAUCAAAGUUAAGGAGAUCUCCUACAUCAAUGGUGACACCAAGAUCGUGCCGGAGAACAAGAGCAAGACCAUUUACAAGAUGAACGGCGUGACAGAGCGUGAGCUGAGGAAGAUGGAGCUGUGGCUGAAGGACGGCCUGCAGUGCAUCUGUGAGGAGAUGAACGACAUCCACGCUGCCUACCUGGUCAUGGGCCAGAAGAUGGACGGCCAUCUGGUCAUCACCUCGCUGAAGCGCUGGCAGAAGGGACAGCGAGAGUUCAAGAGGAUUUCCCGCAGCAUUCGCAAGCUGCAGUGCUAGGAAGGGGGGAAACGAAACAAAAAAACUGCAUGUGUCACUGUUGAAGAAAAAGUUUAGUUGAGCUCUUUCCAAUGAUCCCCUUGCAGUUGUCACACAGGUUUGCGAUUAUAGUUCCUAGAUUGCUCUCUAGA